Molecule: messenger RNA, 3447 nt
Organism: Nannospalax galili (Upper Galilee mountains blind mole rat)
Lineage: Eukaryota; Metazoa; Chordata; Mammalia; Rodentia; Spalacidae
Gene: Eogt
Product: EGF domain specific O-linked N-acetylglucosamine transferase
Exons: 18
Coding region: 430-2013 (527 amino acids)
Cellular component (GO): endoplasmic reticulum lumen
Molecular function (GO): protein N-acetylglucosaminyltransferase activity
Source: RefSeq, a predicted model, not a curated record
CAAGGUGUCCCGGCUGCUCCCGGGCGCCCCCUGGCCCGACUCGGGAGCCCAAGGUUUCCGGUGCGCGGCUGUAGCCGGUUGUGACGCCUCGCUGCUCCCAGCCGCCGUCGCCGCCGCCGCUUCUCUCCCAGAGCCGGGGCUGCAGGCCUUUGGAAGUCCAGUUAAGCCACCCAGGAGUGGGAGGGGGGCGCCUGGCAGCUUUGUGCCUAGGUCACUGAAGCUUCCAUCUGGUGGAUCAGAGCAUCCACCCAUUCCAGGGAAGCCUGGCAGGAGGACUCAACACCAGGACGGCUUUGUGCCAGGCCCGGAGGUUGUACUUUCAUGCUCUAGCAGCCGCCCUCACGAGGCCUAUGCAAGUGGGUUUUAAGCUAUCUGGAACAUCAACAGCUUCUAGGAAAUCCUGAGGAUUAAAGAGGUCUGCAAGUUGCUAUGCUAAUGCUGCUUAUCUUUGGAGUAUUACUUCAUGAAGUCCUGCUGAGUGGCCAAGAUGAGGUUCAUCCUGGGGCUGACAGCAUACUAGGAAAACAACUAUUUGACUAUACCAGCCUCCGCCUGCCAGAGGAGCACAUUCCCUUCUUUUUGCACAACAACAGGCAUAUUGCCACCAUCUGCAAGAAGGACUCCUGGUGUCCAUAUAAGAAACAUCUAGAAAAUCUGAAGUCCUGCUGGGGUUAUGAGAAAUCCUGCAAACCGGAAUUUAGAUUUGGUUAUCCUGUUUGCAGCUAUGUGGACACCGGAUGGACAGACACUCUGGAGUCAGCUGAGGACCUGUUCUGGAGACAAGCUGACUUUGGAUAUGCCAGAGAGAGGCUGGACGAGAUACAUGUGCUCUGUCAGCCAGAGGGAACAAGUGACUCAAGUCUGGUAUGUUCCCGUUAUCUUCAGUAUUGCAGAGCCACCAGUCUAUACCUGGACUUAAGAAACAUCAAGAGGAAUCAUGACAGAUUCAAGGAAGAUUUUCUCCAGGGUGGUGGAAUGGGAGGACACUGUAAACUUGACAGUCAUGCCUUGAUGUCUGAAGGUCAGCGCAAAAGCCCUCUGCAGUCUUGGUUUGCUGAGCUACAAGGCUACACUCAGCUCAACUUCAGGCCCAUAGAAGACUCUGAGUGUGACAUUGUUAUUGAAAAGCCAACGUAUUUCAUGAAAUUAGAUGCAGGUGUCAACAUGUAUCACCACUUCUGUGAUUUUCUGAAUCUCUAUAUCACUCAACAUGUUAACAAUUCAUUCAGUACAGAUGUGUACAUCGUGAUGUGGGAUACUAGUUCUUAUGGAUAUGGCGACCUGUUCUCUGACACCUGGAAAGCAUUUACUGAUUAUGAUGUUAUUCAUUUGAAAACCUACGAUUCCAAAAGGGUAUGCUUCAGAGAAGCGGUGUUUUCACUGCUGCCCCGCAUGCGGUACGGGCUGUUUUAUAACACUCCCCUGAUAUCUGGCUGUCAGAAUACUGGUUUAUUCAGGGCCUUCUCCCAGCACGUGCUACACAGGCUGAACAUCACUCAAGAGGGACCCAAGGAUGGAAAAAUCCGAGUCACUAUUCUUUCACGGAGCACAGAAUACCGAAAAAUACUAAAUCAAAACGAGCUGGUGAAUGCACUGAAAACAAUCUCUACAUUUGAAGUCCGUAUUGUUGACUACAAGUAUAGAGAACUCAGGUUUUUAGAUCAGCUGAGGAUCACACACAACACGGACAUAUUUAUUGGAAUGCACGGAGCUGGCCUCACCCAUUUACUUUUCCUUCCAGACUGGGCUGCUGUAUUUGAACUGUACAACUGUGAGGAUGAACGCUGUUACUUAGACCUGGCUAGGCUGAGAGGCAUCUACUAUAUCACCUGGAAGAGGCCAAACAAAGUCUUUCCUCAAGAUAAGGGCCACCAUCCGACUCUGGGGGAACACCCGAAGUUUACCAACUACUCUUUUGAUGUAGAAGAAUUCAUGAACCUUGUCCUUCAGGCUGCAGACCACGUAAUGAAACAUCCACAGUGGCCAUUUAAGAACACACAUGAUGAGCUAUAGAUGUGUCAAAUUAGUUUACAAGAAGAGGAGUUUUAAACACUCCCACACCCAGACUCACAAUCAAAUGAAACAACCUGUUAUAUCCUAGUCUAAGAAGAAAAACAGGAUCUUUUACUUUGGAAUGUAGCUGGGCCUUGAACGCAUGAUCCUCUUGCCUCUCAGCCUUCUGAGUACUGGGCUUACAGGUGUGUAUCACCAUGCCUUGCUGCAAAAUGACUUCCAUAUGAAAACAUAACUUCAGGAUAUUUCAUGUCUGUGUUUUGUGUGGUUAUUGUGCCAUUGCUAUUUACCAAUAGCAAUAAUAUUUUUUGCACUGAAAAAAAAACUUUUUAUGGUUAAAAACAGGGUGGAUGUCCACUGGUAUAACUGAACUUUCUUGUUGGAAAUACCAAAGUUUUCAACUUUUCCAGCUUUAGAUUUAUAAGUAUUUUCAUAAAAUAUAAUUCCAGAGUGUUCCAACUUGUUUAUAUACUUAGGUAAAUUCAGAACUGUCUUAUUUUAUUUUUUUUACUUUGUCAUAGUCUGUUCAUAAUGAUUGUGAGGCCUGGAGACAUUGCUCAGUUGGUUGAUGGCUGGCCUUGCAUGGAUGAGGCCCUGGGUUCAGUCCCUAGUACUACAAAAAGAAAAACGAUCACAACAAACAACAAAAAAACAAUAGUAGAGAAAAUAGACACCCCCCGCUCUAUACACACACACACACACACACAUACACACACACACACACACACACACACACACACUUGUGAUUCACAAUAUCAAGCUAAAGAGCCAUGUUAUAGACCAAUACUUGGUUAACUCCAGGUUAUAUGCAUCAGGAACCUGAAUAAAUCAUUCCAUUAUACAAAUUUGUAUUCCUAUUUCUCAUUUAAACCAAGUUUUCUCAAAUGUAACAACUACGUUGCUAAAAACCAAUCAGGGCAUUCUGUUUUACUGUUUUGUGAACUGUGAUUUCCACCCACUGGUCAGCCAUGGGGAGCAUUCAUAUUGAACUUGUGCAUAAUGGUUUCUAUGCAAGUCUUUUAAGUACAUACAGAGUGGGUGCAUCUAUCUCUGGUAACAUGAAAGUGACCUGGUCUUCAUUGUAAACACAUGAAGACUCUUUCCCAUAGAAAAGUAAGACCUUUAAAAACAUAGUAGGUGUGUGGAUUACCCAAUCAAAAUACAAAGACCUGAGAAAGAGCUGUUGAUUAAAAGGGAUACCUGGACCACAUCCUAGAUGGGCUUCAUUUGAUGAAUUUCAAGCUCAGCAAGCAGAAACCCUGGGUUUGUUUUAUUGUACAAUGAGAUUUAUGUUUUGUUAACAUUGAGUCAUCUAAUUUAGAAACUAGUUUUAAUUUACAGUGGAGUUAAUGGAUCACACCAAAGCUAAAUACUUAAACAAAAUUUGAGUUAUAAACAAACAAACCAAAAAAAAAAAAAAAUGCUGUAGAGAAG